AUCUCUUUCUCUUCUUUUUUCAUAUCAAAAACUGGAUCUUUUACCUCUUAAUUUCUCCCUUAUUGAUUUCUUCUUCGAAAUCUAGGGUUUAUCAUCACCUUCUGUAGGAGUACUUGGUUUUUCUUUCUUUGAGAAUUCAUCAUUCAAAAUCGCAGAAAUCGGGAGUUUAAGCACAAUAUUUCAGCUUUUGUAUUUGAGAAGGUACCUGAAUUUGGAACUGGGUACUACUAAUUCCACCACUGGUUAUAGAAAUUUACGACUCGUUUGAGUAAAACCAGUUCAGUUCCAAAAUUUUAGCCCUGCGCCUACUUUUCUUUCUCCCAAAAACAACAAUGGCGAGCAGUCUAAGCCGCAGAAUUGUACCAAUGGUGAAGAUCACACCCUCUACAACCCCGAGUCACUGGACAGAAUCGUUGACUCGUAUGGUACCAAACUUAGUUUCAGGUUUGAGUUUUUCAACAACCAAAGAUGAAUCCAAACCCAAAGAAAAUGAUGCAAAUAAUAACACUACACCAGUAGAAGAAGAGAUAGUAAAUGUCGACAACGAUGAAGAAGACGAUGAUGGAGAAUAUGUGAACAAAGAAACCGGUGAGAUCGGCGGGCCUAAAGGUCCUGAACCAACUCGUUACGGUGACUGGGAAAAGGGUGGCCGUUGCUCUGAUUUUUAGUUUUUAGUUGGAUCUAAUAUGGUUUAUGUUUUGAUUUUUAUCUAAAAUAAUAUGUACACCAUUAUCACCAUACUCAGUGUAUUUUGCCCAGUGUAUUCUGCCUUGAAAUAAUUUGUACAUUGAUUACUCAAAACUUCAGUUACCUAAUUGUUUAUUUAUUCUCAAUAA
Molecule: messenger RNA, 836 nt
Organism: Amaranthus tricolor (Joseph's coat)
Lineage: Eukaryota; Viridiplantae; Streptophyta; Magnoliopsida; Caryophyllales; Amaranthaceae
Exons: 2
Coding region: 333-668 (111 amino acids)
Biological process (GO): mitochondrial respiratory chain complex II assembly
Cellular component (GO): mitochondrion
Source: RefSeq, a predicted model, not a curated record